AUGUCUCCAUCUCUAAUUUGCCUUUGUAACCCAUUGCUUGAUAUUCAAGCCACUGUCAAUGAUGACUACUUGAAGAAGUACAACUUGAACGCCAAUGACGCUGUUCUGUUGGAGACUGGUUCCACUGACCCAAGAUUUGCCAUUUACGAAGAACUACCAACUUUCCCAGAUGUCAAGUACGUUGCUGGUGGUGCUGGUCAAAACACCGCUAGAGGUUCAGCUUAUGUGCUAGGUAAAGGCCAAGUAGGUUACUUUGGCUCUGUUGGUGAGGACAAAUACUCCAAGAAGCUUUUGGAAGAAAACGAAGCAGCUGGUGUAAUUUCAUUGUACCAAGUUCAAAAGGACAUCAGCACCGGUAAGUGUGCUGCUUUGAUUACUGGUCACAACAGAUCUUUGGUUACCGACUUGGGUGCUGCUAACCAUUUCAAGCCAGAGCAUUUGGACAAGCACUGGGACCAAGUUACUGGUGCUAAGAUGUUCUACAUCGGUGGUUUCCAUCUGACUGUUUCCCCAGAUGCCAUUGUUAAGAUCGGUCAGCACGCCAAGGAAACUGGUAAGCCAGUUGUUUUGAACUUGAGUGCCCCAUUCAUUCCACAAUUCUUCAAGGACGCUCUUGUCAAGGUUCUACCAUACGUUACCAUUGUUGUUGCUAAUGAAUCUGAAGCUGCCUCUUACGCUGAAGCCUUUGGUCUAACUUGUGACAAGACUGAUUUGGUUGCCAUUGCAAAGGAAAUCAUUGGUGACUCUUCUGAAAAGAAGGUUGUCUUUACCCAUGGUCUUGAGCCAACCGUUCUAGUCACCAAGGACUCUGACAAGUCAUUCCCAGUCAAGCCACUUGACAGCAGUAAGAUCGUUGACACCAACGGUGCUGGUGAUGCUUUUGCUGGUGGUUUCAUGGCCGGUUUGGUUCAAGGUAAGUCUCUAGAGCAAUCCAUUGACAUGGGUCAAUGGUUGGCUGCUCUAUCCAUCCAAGAGGUCGGUCCAUCUUACCCAAAGGAAAAGAUUGAAUACGCUUAA
Nakaseomyces glabratus is the source of this 1017-nucleotide messenger RNA. It is a transcript of the gene ADO1, whose product is annotated as adenosine kinase. Gene Ontology annotation, biological process: purine nucleobase metabolic process; purine ribonucleoside salvage. Gene Ontology annotation, molecular function: adenosine kinase activity. Gene Ontology annotation, cellular component: nucleus; cytosol. The record is from RefSeq and is a predicted model, not a curated record. Lineage: Eukaryota; Fungi; Ascomycota; Saccharomycetes; Saccharomycetales; Saccharomycetaceae.